AUAAUUGACCCAUUUAUGGUCUCCUUUCAGUUUGUUACAGAUCCUUGUGUCAGCAACCCUUGUCACCAUGGUAACUGCAGCAGCAGCAGCAGCAGCAGCAGCAGCAGCAGCAGCAGCAACGACAGCUACCUCUGCAUUUGCAAUGAUGGUUAUGAAAGUCUCAACUGUGAACAGCCACUUCCCAGUGUUCCAUCCUCUGGCUGGACAGAGUCCAUGGUACCCAGACAACUUCAGCCUGUCCCUGCCACCGAGGAGCCUGACAUAAUCCUGCCCCGCUCUCAGGCAACCAUGACAUUGCCAACCUGGCAGCCAAAAACAGGGCAGAAAGUUGUAGAAAUGAAAUGGGAUCAAGUAGAGGUGGUCCCUGAUGUUGCCUGCGGGAAUGCCAGUUCCAACAACUCUGCAGGUGGCCGCCUCGUGUCCUUUGAAGUGCCACAGAACACCUCUGUAAAAAUUCGGCAGGAUGCUACUGCUUCACUGAUCUUGUUGUGGAAGGUCACAGCCACAGGCUUUCAACAGUGCUCCCUCAUAGAUGGACGAAGCGUGACACCCCUCCAGGCUCCAGGGGGGCUUGUCCUGCUAGAGGAGAUGCUGGCCUUGGGACCAAAUCACUUCAUUGGUGAGUUAUGGAAACCUUGUCAAUCCCGCUCUGACUCAGCCCAAACUUAGUUUGGUGUUUAGAGAUGGUGCAUAGGAAUUUUGUCUAGAGAAUAUGGUGGGAAUUCUAGACAGCUACUGUUAUGCUCUCCACUUCAAGAAUGAUUUGAAUGAUAACCAGAACAUCCUUCUACACACCAUUUCCAGUGUGACUAUGUGGAAAGAGCACGGGUGCUGGAAUUCAGGAACUAUGCUCCGAGUACUGACUCAGAAGUAACAGUCUCUUCCUCCCCCAUCCAUUGCCCUCCCAUGCAUCACUUUUACUUAGUUGAACCUAUCUAUCUCUGUAAUUUUUACCUUCUCCAAACUACCAUAUAGCCAGGAAGUUGUCCUCAAAUUCCCCUGCCCUGGAGAGCAAAUGAUCUGGUUCAAAAGAGAAAUCAUCAGCCUUUCCCAGCCUUUC
Molecule: messenger RNA, 1060 nt
Organism: Peromyscus leucopus (white-footed mouse)
Lineage: Eukaryota; Metazoa; Chordata; Mammalia; Rodentia; Cricetidae
Product: delta and Notch-like epidermal growth factor-related receptor
Exons: 3
Coding region: 16-669 (217 amino acids)
Source: RefSeq, a predicted model, not a curated record